This is a messenger RNA of Entamoeba nuttalli P19, 4161 nucleotides long. RefSeq lists its product as hypothetical. The coding region runs from base 1 to 4161 and encodes 1386 amino acids. Gene Ontology annotation, biological process: positive regulation of GTPase activity; regulation of small GTPase mediated signal transduction. NCBI's taxonomy places the organism in Eukaryota, Evosea, Mastigamoebida, Endamoebidae. The record is from RefSeq and is a predicted model, not a curated record. Gene Ontology annotation, cellular component: nucleus; cytoplasm. Gene Ontology annotation, molecular function: GTPase activator activity. The transcript is spliced from 2 exons.
AUGGGAACACCAUUCCAACCUGUAAACGAAGUAAAGAGUGAUGCUAAAGCAAUUAAAAAAUAUACUCAACAAUUUACUGGGAAAGACUCUAGUGCAGCAGUUAAAGCAUUAUUAUCAAUGAUGUCAUUAGGAACAACAGUUGUUCCUACAGUUACAUAUUCAACAAAUACUGAAGCUUUAACACGAUGUCUUCAAGAAAUUCCAGAUUCAAUUGAUAAUUUAUUUAAAAAAGGAGGACAUUCACUCAGUUUACAAGAAGUUAAAACAAUGCUUGAUGUUAUUAAAUUUUCAUCACAAUUUCUUCCAACAACAGAAAUUUCUAAGCUUCUUCCAGUAAUUAAAAACUUCUUAUGUAAAGAUUCUAAUAUUGAAGUACGAAAAGAAACAUUCAAAACACUUUUAGAAUUAAUUAAAAUUCAUAGUGAUAUAAUAGAUAGUUAUGGAUGUCUUUUCCUUCCUAGUUUUAAUCUUAGAUCAUAUCUUAGUCAAGAAGAAGAUUGUAAAGUACCAGAAAAUUUAAUACCAACAAUUAAUUCUAAUUCAAAUGUAUAUUGUCCAGCAGAACUUUUAGAUGGAAGAACACAAGAAGCAAAUACUAACCAAAUACUUGAAUUAUUUUUUAAAGAAUAUUUUAUGAGUCAAGAUAAUAUUAAAUUAUAUCAAGGAUUAUUUUAUCAAGUAGUUUGUUGUGUUAUGCCUAAUUAUCAAAAGAUAGGAUCAUUAGCAUCAUUAAAUAUUCAACAUCAUUUUAAUAUUGGAGAUGUUCCAUCUAAGUUAUAUUCUAAAUUAGGAAAUGAAGUACUUAAUGCAGCACAAGGGAAUUUUUCAAGAAUAUUACUUCUUGAUGAAAGGUUUCUUUCUAUUUUAAUUCAUUUUUAUACAGAAAUGCCAAAUGUAUUUGGUCCUAAUGAUAAAAUAGCAGUUGAAUCAUUUCUUAAAAUGUAUAAAGAUUUCUUCUUUGAUAAACAAAGUAAUUUAGUAUCAAUAUUAAAAGAUAAACUUACAAAUAUUCAAUUUAAAAUUAUAGAAACACCAGGACAAUGGUUUUCACAACAAUUUCUUGAAAAAGAAUUAAGUAAUGAUAAAUGUAAAGAAUUCUUUGAAAUACUUAUUCGAUUUUAUGAAUCAUUUGGAUUAAUUGAAGAUAAAUUAACACCAAGUUUAAAAUCAACAAUUCUUGCAACAGUUACACAAUGUGCAUUAAACUUUACACAAUUUGUAAAAAAUGAAGUUUAUUCUCCAUAUAAAAAAGAGUUAUUAAAAGUAUUAUUUGUUUUACAUAUUCAAUGGACUCAAUAUGAAGGAGAUUGGAUAGAAUUAUUAAGUAGAUUAGAACCACUUUAUGAUGUUGAUAUGCUUAGUGUUAUUCAAAUAGAAAUUGAACAUCUUACAACUGUCUUUGCACAAAAAGUAUAUAAUCCAACUAUAUUUUCAGUACCAUUACCAAUUGAAGGAAGUAAUUAUAUCAAAAAUUUAAAUGAAGAAGUAUAUUAUGAUACACCUCAUAGUGAACCUAAAUUGGGAAUGAUUAAAACAUUAUGGGAUACUCAUAGAAUAAGAGAACUUUGGUUAUUAUUAUUUAAAUUUAUUGAUCAUCCAUUAAAAUUAAAUAAAAUAGAAGUUAUUAGUAAAAAUAUUGAAAUGUUAAAUGAACUUGUAUCAUUAUUAACAUUUGCAGAAGAAAAUGCUACAUAUGAAAUAAAAUCAGAAACAAUUAUUUCACAACCUAAACCAAUUAGACAAUCUCAAUGGAAUAUUCAACCAACAAAUUGGAAAGGAAUUAGAAAAACAAUUCAACCUACUUCAUCUGUUUCUCCAAUUUCAAAUGCUACUAAUGUAUCAAACAAUGAUAAAAUAUUUAAAAUUAAUGAAUCUUUAUAUUUACCAUUACAAGAAAUUUUCCUUCCUAUUUUCAUUGAAAUAGUUGCACAACCAAAUCCAUUAAUUACAGAAAAAUCAAAAUGUUUAAGUUUUAAAUCAAUUAGUAGAAUUAUUUGUAGACAAUUUCCUCAAUAUGAGAAUGAAAUAUAUGAUAUUUAUACAUCAUUAAUUCAAAGUAUUCAUUUUCAAACAAUUGAUGUACAAUGGGCAUUUAUUUCAUCUUCAUAUGAUAUGUUUACUAAUCCAAAUAAUAAAUUUAUUCCUUGUCUUCCAUCAGUACUUCAAUCAUUAAGUAAAUUAUCAACUGGAAAUUCAACAUUAGAAGACCAAAUUAAAUGUUGUUCAAUGAUUAAUUCUCUUGUAUUUCUUGAAUAUAAUUAUCCAAAUUUACAAGAGUCUUUUAAUAAAAUGGGAUUAAAUUUACCAGGUGAUUAUUGUACUACAAUGAUUAAUAUUAUUACUGGUGCAUUACGUGUUAUGCCACAACCUCAAACACAAACAAUGUUAUAUUGGUCAUUUGUUCAUUUAUUUACUAUUUGUUUAGAAAGUCAUCGUGAAAUUGACUUUAGAAUUUUCUUAGAUGUUUUCUUUGAAGGAGUUAGAUCUCCAAGUUUUAUUAUUUAUACUACAUCUUUACAAAUAUUAAAUUAUCUUAGUACAAAAGCACAAUUAUUAGCAGAUAAUAUAAUUAAUUAUAUCAUUGAUGCAUUAUGUAAUAUUAUAUUAACAUGUCCUAUAACUAUUGAUUGUAUUUCAUUUAUUUUUGAUACAAUGUCUCGUUGGUUAUUAUGUUAUGGUAAAAAUAUGUUCUCUAUUAGACUUUUAGAUGAAACAACUCAUCGUCUUUUCCAAGUUAUUCAAAUGACCCUUUCAUUAGAAAAUCCACCAGAAAAUCCUGAUAGACCAACAACAUGUAUAGACCCACAUGAAGCAGCACAAAAAUUUGUUGCUGUAUUAUCUCAAGUAGUCUUUGGUAGUCCAACUGAACAUGGUAUGUUUAAAUGUACUGAAGCAAAUAUCCCAGACCAAUCUUUAUCAAGAUAUUUUGCAUAUGGAGAUAGUACUAUUAUAUCAGUUUUACCUUCAAAUGAUUGUCAUACUAGAGUUUUUAUCAGAAAUAUUUAUGGAAUGUAUGAAUUUCUUGUUGCUCCAAUGCAAACAAUUAAUGAUAUUGGAUUACCAGAAAUUAAAGAUGAUUUUACUCCUAUUAGUCAAAUUCCAUGGAAGAAAAAUAAUCAAGCAAGUGGAAUCAUUAAAGAAAAAGUAUUUUCACAAGAAAAUAAGUUAAAAACAUUAGUUGAAGACACAUGUAAAGAUGAUCCUAGUUUAUUAAUGUGUGAAUUUCCUGAAGAAAUUAUGAAGGUUGAUGAAUAUUAUAAAUACAUUACUACAAUAGAAAAAGUUAUGACAGAAACAGUAAAAGAAGAAGAAAAACAAAUUAAAGAAUCAUUAGAUCUUGUUAAAAUGAAUUCAAGACAACUUGAUUUAAGUGAAGGAGCAAGAGACACAUUAACAGAAUAUUUACAAAAUAUUCUUAGUUUAUAUUCAAUGAAUGAUAAAUUAUUAGUUCCAAUAGAAAGUACAAAUGAUUUCUUAAAUGAAAUUAUUGAAUUAGAUAAAUUAUCUGCAAGAUUAUUCUUUAAAAGUACUAUUAUUUAUGUUGGAGAAAAUGAUAUGUCUGUUGAAAAAAUUAUUGAAGAAAAAGAAGGAAGUCUUAGAUAUAAACAAUUUAUGAGAUGUUUAGGUUGGUAUCAGUCUUUAGAAGGAUUAAUUUGUGAUCCUGAACUUUGUCAAAAAAGUAGAGAUGGAACAAUAUGUUAUUAUGCAGAUGCACAAUAUGAAUAUGUUUUUGAAGAAAUUAAUCAAAUGGAUGAAUUAAACCAAAAAACAAUUAGUCAAGUAACAUCAUUAAUUUGUAUUAUUUGGGAUGAAGGAAUUAAACCAUAUCAUCCAUCAAUUAUUGGUAGUUAUUGUGAAAUUAUAAUUGUUAUUAAACCAAAUGCUAAUGGAAUGUAUGGAAUUAGAAUCUUUAGAAAGAAAGAAAUGCCUAUUGUUGGUCCAUUAUUAAAUGGAAUGGAAGUUAGUGGUGAUGUAUUAGGAAGAAUGAUUAGAGAAAUGAUAAUCAAUAUUCAUUUCCAUUAUUUAGGAAAUGGCUAUUCAAAUAUGGAUGGAUGCUCUAAUAGAUUCCAACAAUUAUUGAAAUUAGUAUCUUUUGGUCAUUUACCAAAAGAUUACACAUUAUGUAAAGAAUUACAAUUAAUUCUUGACAAAAAGAAAUAA